GCUGACAGUUGAUGUCGUACCUGGAAUUUCUCGGACUGCUGCGGGCGGCCAUUUUCUCCCGCAAUGGUCCACUUGUGGCUUCGUCGAUCUCGUAUCUGCUCCAGCCAGAAGUGCUCCAGAAAAAGGCCGACUACCACACUUUUCUCGUCUCGAUGCCGCCCGCUAGCAUGCUCCAAAUACCGGACACGGACCUGCAAGCCAGCUGGGCCGACCUCGUAAAGGCGUACGUGCUCGUGGUGAAAGCUUUUCUGGUCGACUCCGACCUGGAAGCCGCCAUUGAGCAGGCCAUCAACAUGGUCCUGUCUCUGGUGCGAAUCGCGCAAAAAGAGGACGGCUGGAUCUGUGUGCCGCUCAUGACGGCCACAUCCGAGCUGCGCCAGCUCGGAUGCAUGUACUGGAACAUGAAGAAGGGCGAAAUAACCCUGAAAAACGAUACCGUGCCGCUCGACGAAAGACUCGUGGACGUGCUGCAAAAACCGUUCAAAACGUGUCUCACAGACAAGUCCGACACGCUUGCGCGGUCCAAGAAACAGUACGUGUAUUUUUUCGCCAACGAGGUGCUGCGCUGCUACUUCAAAUUCGCCAAGUACGAGGCUGCCUCCAAUUUGUCUAAGGUGCUCAGCAAGGCGCCGAAUCUGCCCGCGCUGGACCGUUCGCCGAAAUCUCACCUGGUCAAUUUCCACUACUACAACGGCCUCGUGUGCUGUAUGAACGACGAUCUCGUCGCCGUCAACAAACACAUGACUGCUGCGCUAACUCACUGUCCCAAGGAAAGCAUCAAACAUCAGCAGCUCAUACUUGUUGUACUGCUGCCAAUCAAGUUCCUCAUUGAAAAGAGACUGCCGGCAGCCGGACUUUGGGCCCAGUAUCCGCAAUUGCAGGUUUUCUACAACCUUUUCCACAGUCUCAAGGCGGGCGAUCUGGCCGGCUUCGACGAGGAGUUGGGCAUGCUGCAGGGCCUGCUGCUCAGAAAAAGGCUGUACUCCAUAUACCUGCGGCUGCGGCCCUUUAUUGAGCUGCGGCUGGCCCGCAAGGUUUUCGCGGUGACGCAGAGCCACCAGCUCAAACUCGUGGACCUGCAACGGGGGCUCGAGCUGAGCGCGGGCCGGCCGUACGCGCUGGACGAGGUCGAGAGCAGGCUGGCAAACCUGAUCGCCCAGGGCCUCGUCAAGGGCUACAUCUCGCACGGCAACAAAGUGGCCGUGCUAAGCAAGAAGGAGCCGUUUCCAAAACUGGUUACCCGGACGUAGAGCCGAGGUGCAGCCAAAAACCAGAUUUUAAAUAUCUGUAAAAUACAAUAAAUGAC
This is a messenger RNA of Ogataea polymorpha, 1306 nucleotides long. RefSeq lists its product as uncharacterized. The transcript has a single exon. Gene Ontology annotation, biological process: transcription elongation by RNA polymerase II; poly(A)+ mRNA export from nucleus; post-transcriptional tethering of RNA polymerase II gene DNA at nuclear periphery. Gene Ontology annotation, molecular function: double-stranded DNA binding; RNA binding. Bases 12 to 1250 code for a protein of 412 amino acids. The record is from RefSeq and is a predicted model, not a curated record. NCBI's taxonomy places the organism in Eukaryota, Fungi, Ascomycota, Pichiomycetes, Pichiales, Pichiaceae. Gene Ontology annotation, cellular component: transcription export complex 2.